Abrus precatorius (Indian licorice) is the source of this 1189-nucleotide messenger RNA. RefSeq names its product protein EXORDIUM-like. NCBI's taxonomy places the organism in Eukaryota, Viridiplantae, Streptophyta, Magnoliopsida, Fabales, Fabaceae. The transcript has a single exon. The record is from RefSeq and is a predicted model, not a curated record. Bases 44 to 1000 code for a protein of 318 amino acids.
AAACAAAAUAUACAAGCUAUCUCAGCUUGUUUGAUUUCAAAAAAUGUCUGUGUCUACUGCUUUCCUUUUGAAAAUCUUUCUUCUCUUCUAUUUCUCUGUCUUUAAUCUCUCUUUGGCCACUAGGAGGUUGAAUGAGCUGGUUCAAGACAAUACCCAGCUUCUUCAUUACCACAAUGGCCCUCUUCUCUCUGGCAAAAUCUCCAUUAACCUCAUUUGGUAUGGUCACUUUAAGCCUUCCCAGAAGGCAAUAGUCUCCGAUUUCAUCACCUCGCUGGCAUCCUCACCCGCUCAUAGCACCCAACCCUCCGUCGCCACGUGGUGGAAAACCCCUCAAAAAUACUACCACCUCGGCAAAAGCAAGAGAACUUCCCCUCCUCUUUCCAUUUCAUUGGGAAAACAGAUUCUCGUCGAAAACUACUCCCUUGGGAAAUCACUCACAAGCAAGCAACUUGUUCAACUGGCUUCCGAGGGUAAUCACAAAAAUGCCAUCAACGUUGUCCUAACUUCCGCCGACGUGGCAGUGGAAGGGUUCUGUAUGAGCCGAUGUGGGACCCACGGUUCUUCUUCAACGGGCCACGUCAAAGGCAAGAACUACAAGUUCGCUUAUGUUUGGGUCGGCAACUCCGAGACCCAAUGCCCGGGCCUAUGCGCGUGGCCCUUUCAUCAGCCAACUUAUGGGCCUCAAAGCCCACCGUUGAUUGCCCCAAACAACGACGUGGGUGUUGAUGGAAUGGUGAUUAACCUGGCUAGUCUCUUGGCUGGGACUGUCACGAACCCAUUUGGAAAUGGGUUCUUUCAGGGUUCCACUGAAGCGCCACUGGAAGCUGCUUCGGCGUGCCCUGGGGUUUAUGGUAAAGGGGCUUACCCUGGUUAUGCUGGGAACUUGCUUGUGGACUCUUCCACUGGUGCUAGCUACAAUGCGCACGGGGCAAAUGGGAGAAAGUACUUGCUUCCCGCUUUGUAUGAUCCUUCUACGUCAUCGUGUUCCACGCUUGUGUGAGGACUAGUACUAUAUCUGAAAGACGGGUUAAUAUUGAUAGUUUAGCCUGCGUAAGCUUUGUGUAGGGAUCGAUUCAUUCAUUUGUUUAUAUUUUUUUAUUUUGUGGACUAAUAGUGUAGAAGCAAAUUUAUAUUGGUUUGCUUGAUUUUGUUAAAGGUUCGUUCCACUUAAUUUAACCUUUAUUUGAUA